CGCCGUAACGCCGGGCCAAGUUCGCGCCCGCCGGUAGUACGGCAGCAGGAGCAGCUGAGAGGGACUCGCCUCCGAAACGCCGUCUACAGAGACCUCCUACUCCACCGGGUCUCGUGUGUACGGCACCUCGGCUGCCGCCUCGUCGGAACAAUCGCCGGUCGCUCGUCGACCAAGCUUGCGCGCGCCAAGUGAGUGACGACGGUACGCCGAGACUGCCAGCUGUCGUGGUGAAAGACGACAAGAAUCGGAAGAAGAAGCGCAAGAGUUUUUUUUUUUCCCCUUACUCGAGUCUCGCGAACGCCGGUGAUCGGCGCCAUGUUGGCCGGGCUGCUGAGCGGAUCGAUGCCCGGAGUCCGGCCGUCGUGUUCUUCGCCGCAGCAGCGCCGGCAGCCCGGGCCGUGCCGGAGCCCGCGCCGACGCCGGGCGUGGUUUGCCGUCGCCGCGCGCCGCUGACCGAAAGGGGGGGUCUCUCAGUGUGUCGCCGCGAUCAACGCGCAAGGCGCCGAAGACGAUGAACGAAACUUCGGCGCUGUGCCGAGCGGCGGCCAACGGCACGGCCAGUCCCCGGGCCCUGGCCUCCCUGGUGCCGGCAAACUGCAGCGCUCCUGUCACGGUCGCCGAAGAGCCCUUCUUCACCAGCCACCCGGAGUUCGUGGUCGAGUUCUCCAAACUCCUCUACGGUCUCGUCUGCCUCGUCGGGCUGUGCGGCAACUCGCUCGUCCUCUACGUUGUGCUCCGCUUCUCCAAGAUGCAGACCGUCACCAACAUGUACAUCUUCAACCUCGCGCUGGCCGACGAGAUGUUCCUGGUCGGGCUGCCCUUCUUCAUCGCCACCAUGGUGUUCAAGUACUGGCCGUUCGGCCAUGCCAUGUGCAAGGUGUACAUGACCACCACGUCCAUCAACCAGUUCACCUCGAGUCUACUGCUGACCGUCAUGUCCGCUGACCGCUACGUGGCCGUUUGCCACCCCAUCUCGUCGCCGCGGUAUCGGACUCCCUUCAUCGCCAAGUUUGUCUGCCUGACGGCGUGGACAGUGUCCGCGCUACUCAUGGUGCCCGUGUACAUGUACGCGAGGGUGGUGGACGCCGGACACGCGGACGCCGGCCCCGUGCCGUCCUGCACCAUCGACUGGCCCGAGUCGGGCAUGAUGAACGGCCAGGCGGCCUUCACGCUCUACUCCUUCACGCUGGGCUUCGCCAUACCGCUGCUGCUGAUCCUGUUGUUCUACGUGCUCGUGAUCCUGCGUCUGAGUCGCGUCGGUCCGCGCUCGCGGCACCGCGCGAAGCACCGCAAGGUCACCUACCUCGUGCUCACCGUCAUCACCGUCUACGUCAUCUGCUGGCUGCCCUACUGGGCCGGACAGCUGUACAUCAGCUGCGUGGGCGCCACGCAGGCCACCGCGUUCACGGUCACCGUGUUCCUGCUCAGCCAGCUACUGUCGUACGCAAACUCGGCCGUCAAUCCCAUCCUGUACGCCUUCCUCAGCGACAACUUCAAGAAGUCCUUCGCCAAGGCGUUCUCCUGCGUCGCCGUAACGGCUGCACACGGUUCCGGCCGCGGCCGGGAACAGCCGCAGGAGGACAGUAUGUUCCCGCGUUCAUCGGCGGCUCCCGGAGGAGGAGGAACCGGAAACACCCAGACGGGAGCCAGCAAAUGUGGUGACGACGAAGGCAGCAGCCGGCGUUCGUCCGAAGGCGGCGGCGGAGGAGGGCGCCGGCGUCGGCGCCGCAGGCGGCGCCUCCUGUCUGCCGGACCGUGCUGCAGCGAGCGUCCCACGAGCACGACGACGGCGGGCGCCGCGGCGCUGCUGCUCAACGAGCCGUCGACCACCAACACGGUGGCCAGCGCGAGGAACGCCAACGGCGCCGGCCAGGGGGCGUCCGGGGCAGGGAGCGCCCUGCAGGAACAGGGCGAACAAGCAGCCGAGCAUCUGCUACUGGGCCCGCUGGUCGACGUGCCCCACUAAGACGAGAUCCCGACCCCAUCCGUCCCCCUUUACUUGAAAGUCACAAAUCGGCUCACCAUCACGUGACUCGUGGUGAGGAAGCACGCCCACUCUUUCAAGAAGAGCAACCUCAACUCCCGCAACUCGACGUUGGCGUCACACAGAACAAGCCAAUCCUCGCCUCCAAGCUGCAGCGAGGCGACCAUGUCGUGUCGACCCGAAACGAUGAACCCUCGCCUCCUCUGUCGACCCCGACACGCUGCUCAAACACAGACGGAGAGCUCAACGCGACCACCACGACUGUGACCAAGCAAAAGCGGAAACACGCUGUACACGGAGACCGCGCUUGCGCGAAGAAAUUGCGGAAGACCUGUCGUUUUGGAACUUUCUUUUUUUUUUGUGUGUGUUUGUACAGAACGGCGCCGUGGCUUCUCGAGUCGACACGCCGGUUAGGCCUAACCGCGCGGCGCCGCGGCAGACGACGGCGUCGUAACAAGCGUCCGAAAAACCACGUGAUCUGUGAAGUGACGACCCACUCAGCGACCGGAGUGUGUUCGACGCGCCAAAUUGGGCUCAGGGUUUCGUGAAUCUUAGACAGUGGUGCGGUUCUUUGUUUUUUUUUUUUUUUUCAGCAAGUCAUGCGACGCAGCGUGGUCUCCUUCCGAACACUGCGUUGCGCCCUUGUGUACCUCAGGACGGGUCAUGAGCAGACGACAUUGAACUGCCCACGGUGUUCUCGCAGAGGCAAUCGCCUUCAACACACCUAAAUCAUUUUCUUUUUCGGCUGUGUCUAUAUAUGGUUCGAAGGCUUGUGUCUUUCAGCUUUGAGACCGUGAUUAAGACCGACGGGUGGCGACCCACCGUCGCGCCCUGCAAGCUCACGAGCAUCGCGCGUGCUACUGUAGGCAGACCUGAGCGACAUAUAUAGGCUUUCUUUUUCUUUUUGUCUUGAAGAGCAGCGAUGCGUACCUGAGACAAAACUGCGCAAUCCACUUCUCUGACGACGUUAUACGCCGCGACGAUCGCAACCUCGUAGCUUUUUUCUGUUUGUGCGAUUCGCGAGGAAAAGCGAUGUCGAUUCACAGUAUUACUUACACAUGCCUCGGGCUUUCCUCUCUAGCAGAAUGCCACGAUGUUGUAGCGUUCGCCACUUUUUCACGCCGAUUGCGUUUUCCCCGGUCACAAAACUUUGCGGGCUCUCUAUACAUAGUUGACACCGCUUUGACUCGUCCUACACGUUCGUCUUUUGUACAUAACCCUGUACCGGCUUUCUUUUCUUUCUUCUUGGUCUCGUAAAUCUUCUUGACGGUACGAGCGCUCUGCUUACUUGAACGAUCGCGUGUCAUGUCUGUUGUACGCGGAGACGGGAGGUCCUUCGACUUCUCCGCCACCAACCAACCACCCCAUGACACGCUGCAAACGUUUGUCUGUGGCGUUACGUUUCGCAUCUUUUUAACGCGAUAGCGUUUAGGGCCCCGUGUCGCAGAAAAUUCGGCGUCGGCAACCGGCGUGCGAUCGCGCGUGGCGGAGAAAAUCAUCCAACCACAUCGACCGCGCAGGCCCUCUACGUGGUGCAAGGUUUUGGUGAACAAAAAUUG
Molecule: messenger RNA, 3543 nt
Organism: Dermacentor silvarum
Lineage: Eukaryota; Metazoa; Arthropoda; Arachnida; Ixodida; Ixodidae
Product: somatostatin receptor type 2-like
Exons: 3
Coding region: 512-1966 (484 amino acids)
Biological process (GO): G protein-coupled receptor signaling pathway
Cellular component (GO): membrane; neuron projection
Molecular function (GO): peptide binding; G protein-coupled opioid receptor activity
Source: RefSeq, a predicted model, not a curated record